Molecule: messenger RNA, 1071 nt
Organism: Vanessa tameamea
Lineage: Eukaryota; Metazoa; Arthropoda; Insecta; Lepidoptera; Nymphalidae
Product: macrophage mannose receptor 1-like
Exons: 6
Coding region: 102-1028 (308 amino acids)
Molecular function (GO): signaling receptor activity
Source: RefSeq, a predicted model, not a curated record
AUUGGUCUGACAGAUAGUGAGGUUAUCAAACGUAUACCAUUUACAAGAUUUACGAAACAGAACUGAGUUGUAUGUUCAAGUAAACACAUCGAGUUAUUGUGAUGAUUUUACAAAAUUAUUUAUUUACCUUGUUAAUACUGUUCGCUUGUAGCGUUGCGGGAAAACAUUUUCGUUUUGACUACGAUUACAAUGAAUAUGUUGAUGGAUGGUUCAAACUCCAUUUAAUACCGGCCACCUGGCACGAUGCUUGGCUCAGAUGCGAUCUUGAAGGUUCAAUUUUGGCUUCCCCAAUAAACUAUCAAAUGAAAAUCGCGAUGGAGGCUUAUUCGAAAGCAAAGAAAAUGGAUGACUGCGCCUAUUAUACUGGAAUAAAUGCCUUAUUCUCACAUGGAGAUCAUUUUUCUGUUGAAGGUGAAUCUUUGGCUAGGAUGCCAGUGAAGUGGGCGCCUGGUGAGCCAGAUAAUUUCAACAACCGGGAAGACUGUAUCGUCUUAACCAAUGGCACGAUAGCCGACGUGAACUGCUCGGAAAUAUUUCCGUACAUAUGUUUUAAGAAAAACACGAAAGACAUAAUUAUGACGACAUGUGGGACUGUGGAUAAAGAAUAUAAGCUUGAAAGUUUAACUGGAAAUUGUUACAAAUUUCAUCAAAUAGGAAAACCCUGGAAGCGUGCUUUUAUGACCUGCGCAGCCGAGGGAAGUUAUCUGGCGGUGAUCAACAGUCCACAAGAAGCUCUUCUCCUAAAAAAUAUAUACGACGCUAAUCAUUCAAAGAUCCGUCCCGGGACGAGCAAGGAUGUAAUAAAUAUCGGUAUGCAUGAUUGGAACGAACAUGGCGUCUGGAGGACCAUUCAUGGAUUGACGAUCGAGGAAGCAGGUUAUGCGGACUGGGCACAAGGGCAACCUGACAACUCAAGUGGUCAAUUCUGCGGUGCAAUGUUUCGCAACAGCAAACUGGAUGAUUUCUGGUGUCAUGCCUCCGCCCCAUUCAUAUGUGAGAAGAGUCUAGACAGCCUUCUUGAACUAUAAUAUCUAUAUAUUUUUUGGAAUAUAUAGCAAAUGUGUUGUUAUA